AUGUAGCGGAGGGAGAGAAGUGACGGAGAGCAACAGUAGACGAGGAAGCACCUCUGUGCUGCAUGAUACCACCGUGGUGAUUUCCCUCCACCGCGGAGCCCCGAGAGCAGGAGCCUGUUGCCUGGAAACGCUGGCCGUCACCACAGCAGCGAGGAUCCAGCGCCGAGCUGCGAGUGCUUGUUGGCCCGAGCGGCUGCCAUAGGGGAAACACAGCUGGUCCGCUCUUUGGCUUUUUCACACGCUGCCUGACGCGCUGACAUAGCACUUAUGAAUAAGUAAGGAGUCGCCCCGAUACACCGAACAGAGGAGGUGGGAGGACGAAGUGGGAGGAGGAGGAGGAGGCGGCUCUCAGUUUGGAUGAUGUAGAGGUGAAGAGCGAGGGAGGAAUCUGGAGAUUCAUCUCGGCUGCUGAUUGAAAAGAGCCGAACCUUCAGACAAGCGUGAAGAGGGAGGCGAGGGGUGCACUGGGGAGGGGUGUCUUGGAGGAGCUGCUUGGGUGAAGCCAUGCAGAUCCAGUCCUCUGCUGUCCAGUCCAAAGCCUUCAUCCUCCCACAGAGAUGUGUGUUGGCUUCCAAAAUGGAAAUCCACCGUGAACAGAGUAUCUGCCAGGCGCGAGCUGCCGUGAUGGUCUAUGAUGAUGCCAAUAAGAAAUGGGUCCCAGCCGGUGGUUCUACAGGCUUCAGCAGGGUCCACAUCUACCACCACACAGGCAACAACGCCUUCAGAGUCGUAGGACGCAAGAUUCAGGAUCAUCAGGUGGUGAUAAACUGUGCCAUUCCUAAGGGGCUCAAGUACAACCAGGCCACCCAGACCUUUCACCAGUGGCGCGACGCCAGACAGGUCUACGGCCUCAACUUUGGCAGCAAGGAAGAUGCCAACGUGUUUGCGAGUGCCAUGAUGCACGCCCUUGAGGUGCUCAACUCCCAGGACACAGGCCCCACACUGCCGAGACAAGCCCCUCAGGUUCAGAAUGGACCCACGCAAGAGGAGCUGGAGCUGCAAAGAAGGCAGCAUCAGGAGAUGCAGAGACAGAAGGAGCUGGAGCGUCAGGAGCGCGAGCGUCAGGAACGAGAGCGCCUGGAGCGAGAGAUGCAGGAGCGCCAGGAAAUGGAGCGGCAGGAACGCGAGCGGCAGGAGCGGGAAGCGCAGGCGGAGAGGGAGCGACUGGAGCGGGAGCGCCAGGAGCAGCAGGAGCGCGCCGAGCGUGAACUGAUGGAGAGGGAGAAGGCGGAGAGGGAGCGUCUGGAGAGGGAGCAGCAGGAGCAGUUGGACAGAGAGCAGCAGGACUGGGAGAGAGGGAGGCGCAUCUCCAACGCUGCCUUCGAAAGCACCCUGUUCACGCCGACACCACAGGAGCACAACAGAACACCCUCCACACCUGUCUCUCCAUCCACACCCACCUACCCCACACCUGGGACCCCGUGCCUCUCAUCCGCCACACCCCCGACCCCGCCUCUGCGCCACUCCGCUUCACGAUUCGCCACCUCGCUCGGUUCCGCCUUCCACCCGGUCCUCCCUCAUUACGCCACAGUUCCGAGGCGACAGCAGGCCGUUCCUCAAACCCCGCCUGCACCUGCACCCGCCCCUCAUCCUUCUCCUCAGCCCCCGCCAAAGUCUGCCGUGUGGUCAGCAUACAACUUUACCCCCUUACCCCCAUCACCUCCGGUCAUGAUAAGCAGCCCUCCAGGGAAGGCUGCCGGCCCGCGGCCGCUCAUCCCCAUCGCAGCGCCGUCUCCUCUCACCCAAAAGCCCCCAUCGCCGUCUCCCAACGGCCCCCCAAUGUUCCCAGCACCAUCCCCGGUCACCAUCCCACACAGCCACACCCCUCUCGGCAUCAUCUGCCCGACCCCGCCCCCGCCUCCUACACCUCCACCAUUCCCCUAUCCUGCAGCUUCUUCUUCCUGUGUCUCGUCUCCCCCCUCCUCAUCCCAUGCACCUGGUCUGCCCUCUCCCUCCACAGCGCCCCCUGCUGCUGCUGAGCACCUCUCCCUCCCUGUGGGCCUGGGCCUGUCAGGGGAGCCGGACGCAGCCACAGGCCCAGAGACCCUCCAACCGCAGGGGGUGUCCUCCCAGCCCCAGGACGUGGCGCAGACAGCGGGCCUGACCACACCCACCCCUCCCCCACCACCACCCCUGCCACCCGGCUCCACUGUGACCUCUGCGGCUGCCACGCCGGCCGCCACCCCAACAACCCCCUCCGGCCACCCUCCCCCUCCCCCUCCACCACCCCUGCCUCCGACGCUGAGCCCGGCCGGAGCGGCCGCUCCACCCGCCGGGCCCCCUCCUCCCCCGGGCGCUCCACCCCCUCCCCCGGCGCCCCCCCUCCCAGCCGGCCUGUUCUCUCCUGCAGAGGACCGUCCCCUCUCAGGGCUGGCUGCUGCCCUCGCAGGAGCCAAACUGCGGAAAGUGCCAAGGAGCGACGAUGCAGGGGCAGCUCUGGCAGCAGCAAUGUCGGGGGCCGCAGCGGCUGCAGGGGCCAAACCGGAGAGCAGAGGCAACGGACCUCUUCCCGGAGGAGGUGGUCUAAUGGAGGAGAUGAGCGCCUUGUUGGCCAGAAGGAGAAGAAUUGCAGAGAAGGGAUCGUCACCUGAACCCGACCAGAGAUCAGAGGAGGGCGAGAUAAUGACGACCCCUAAAGUGUCGGCCUGUAGCACACCAGAUAUGCCCCGGAAGCCGUGGGAAAGAACAAACAACAUGAACGGUAGCAAAUCUCCAGUCAUCGGAAGACCCAAAUCGACUCCGACACCCACGUCCUCCCUGACCACCAACGGGGUGCCCUCAGAGUCGGUGGACUACGACAGGUUGAAACAGGACAUUUUGGACGAGAUGAGAAAGGAACUGUCGAAGUUAAAAGAAGAGCUCAUUGAUGCAAUCAGGGAGGAGCUGGGACGGUCCAGCACAGCGUAGAGGAUGGUCACCACCCACGAGACCCCACAAAGGAAAGUUGGGUCAGUCCAUGAUGACACAGCAGCACAGAACAAAAACAACAACAAAGAUGACGCGGACGAUAUUGGAGGAGGAGCAGAACAACAAAGAAAAGGGUGGACGGUGGGAGACUUGUAACUUUCAUAGCUGUGGCUCCCCCUCGCCUCCCCUCCUCCUCCUCAAGAGGGCGCCCUGGACAACAGUGAGGAAGAAGAAGAAGAAGCCUUUAUGCAAAGAUGAAACCCACCUUUUCUUUCCCCAAAUAACUAACACUCAUCGAAGAUCCAACUAACCAACGGAGAGCAAGAAAUCUGAGCACGUUCUUGUCCUUUCUUAUCAAAAGAGGGAAACUCCCAUCAUGCCAUAGGGUGAGCGUGAAAGCCUGUGCGUAUGUUUGAGAGUGUGUGUGUGUGUGAGUGAGUGUGUGUGAGUGUAUGGGGGCAGGACGGAUCGUCUCUGAAGUCCACCUCUGCAGGACACUGUAAAGCUCGUCUUCCUCAAAUACUAUUUUAACCUGAAUAUGUACAAAAGACAGAAAAGUUAUUUAGUAAAGAAUAUCUAUCCACCAUGUCUGUUUUAGGUCGGCGCCAUAUCCAGUAGCUAAAUAAUCCCAUGUUUCCUCGUCGGUCUGUGGACUCUUUCUUUUUUUUUUCGGUUCAUGCCGACAUAAUAUCACUUGUUCAUCCUCCUUUUCUAUCGGUUCCUUUGCCACGAAGUUGCAUCUGUUGUUACAAGCAAUAAGUGUAGCAUCCCUCAUACAUCCCGUGAUGUCACACUUUUAUAUGUUUUCGGUGCGUGAGAGCAAAACUGUAGAACUCUUUUUCUAAAUCGUCACACCCGUUUGUCUGUCGUCGUUUUCUCCAUAAUAUCCACGGAUGAAGUAUCGUAGCUGCGUCUGAGCUUCUUCAUGUUGACUUUAUUUAUACUGGCGUGACAGGAAAGCUGAAGAUGAUGUCGUCGAUAGAGAUGUGAACGUGCCAUUUGCUCUUCACCGGUGCUUUUAUUUACCUCGCCUUUGCUUUGGAGCUGCUUUUUUUUUUGCCCCAGAAAUUCUGCUGGUCCACACAGUACAAUCAUGAAGACUUGGGAGACGGACUGGCUGUCUGCACGAGGUCCUCAGCUGAGAGAUGCAGUUGCCUUCACUCUUAUAACAACAGGCUAGUCAAUAUGUUAGCAAGAGUUUAUAUCAUCCCAGCCUUAAACGCAUUUUCAAAGUCAUAUAUUGUCUAAAAUUAUGAACAUAUUUGCUGUAACCAAGGAUUAAAAAAGUGCUAUCCCAACUAGUACAACUGUAUGAAAAGUCUGUCAAGGAAGUUUCUGAUCCAUAAUUUCAAAAAUACUUUGCUUUUAGGCAGAGUUGGUGCACGAAACGUGCUCAUCUUGGUGCUGACUAGUGCAGCUCAGUUGGGUCUCAUUUGACAACCUCAGUCUGGACAUCGAAGCUACAAUAAACAAUGACAGCAAAAUACUGUGAUUCAAAGAGAUAAAUGAUGUCUUUUCAUGGCAAAUCCGAAUCAUAUUUAGUAGACAUCCUCAUCCCGCUGAGAGGCAUCCGGAGUGUUUACAGCAUAGAUCGCACUUUAGGACAGAAGAUUUAGCGAAGGGCCCAAACAUCCUGUCGCCAACUGAAGCACCACCAAAGGAAUCAACACAAUCACGCUCAGCAAAGUCGCCUUUUGUUCCUAUUUUUGUAUCAUAUCGUCAGACAGGUGAAAUAAGUUCGUGGACGGUUCGUGCCUUGUUCCGAAGUUGCAUUUAUCAUGAAGAUUAAACCGCAGGAGUUAUUCUGAUGGCAGUUUUUCCUUCUUGGUGUUGAGAAAAGGGAGAGUUGGUUCCCUGUUAUUAUAUAUUUACACCUUCUUUUUUUUUUUUUUUUUUUUUUACACCAAUUUGUCAAGCGUACAAUCAAACAUGCGAGACAAGAGUUGCGUGGUGGAGAGGUUGGCGUUCCCUCAUGCCAUUUUCACAUCUUCACACGCCUGGAUUACAUCUGCCAUCAUGGAUCACAUGAGGGGACAGAAGGAGCCGUGCUGGAAUGUUACGCUGUAGAAUUGAAGCUGAAGCUUGAGAAAGUUGCAAAGGUUGGUUUAUCGAACACUGUCAUCCUGAAGGUUCCGUUCUGUUCUCAUGUUACUUUGUCUUUUCUUACAUGCUAACAUUGUUUUUGUUUGAGCAACUUCAAUAAAAAUUGCAAUAUGA
This is a messenger RNA of Synchiropus splendidus (mandarinfish), 5124 nucleotides long. It is a transcript of the gene enah, whose product is annotated as ENAH actin regulator. Gene Ontology annotation, biological process: axon guidance; actin polymerization-dependent cell motility; actin polymerization or depolymerization. The transcript has 14 exons. Bases 505 to 2907 code for a protein of 800 amino acids. The record is from RefSeq and is a predicted model, not a curated record. Lineage: Eukaryota; Metazoa; Chordata; Actinopteri; Syngnathiformes; Callionymidae. Gene Ontology annotation, molecular function: SH3 domain binding; profilin binding.